AAUAACCGUUUUUCAAUAAGAGUCAUGAACACACGUGGGUUCUUAUCUCCGGUUUUUCAGGUUAUAUUUAUCUGCGGACAUCGAUGACAGCGACGAGUAGUGGUUGUGCUAGAAACUAAAUAUGUCUUCAAAAAGCCAUACUCCCACCACUGAAAUUAGAGGUAGUUUCCAGACCUGUAUGUAAGAACAUGCGCGUUUCGAGGUUAGCGGUUCAAAACAAGUUCAAAAAGCAACGGCUGUGAGAUUAGCGGAGUAAAAUCCUUGGCAUGACAUUGCGAUAUCCUCUCGCCCUCGAAGAGAAGUUGAAUUUAAUUAGUCGCAUUUGUGUAACGUAAAAACUGCAAUCUCGCACGCGAUCAGACUUUCGGGUUAAGUGCGUGUGACAUUGUAUAUCUCAGCGUCGCAAACUCCGCGAUGGUUUAAUAGCCGAGUUUCAUUACUGAAGGGCGUGUUGUUGUCUAAAUUACUCGUGUAACGAUCAUCACAAAUUUCUGAGAAGCGAUAGUCAUGUCGGGAAAACCGGACAGUAAGAAAAUCUCAAGACCAAAGGUUAGCUUCCGUCAGUCUGAGCAGGAUGAAGAGGAGACUGUUAAACAAUCUAAAGAGAAAGCUACUCAACAGUCAGAAGGUCCAAAGAUUAGGAGCGUCGUGACUCUUCACGCGCCUGUUAGAAUCGUGAAUCCUGAGAAAGCAACAGGUGCCGGUGACAAAGGGGCAUGCUCGAGUGAGCGUAAGGCGGACAGCUCGACACACACGGGCGAUACUGCAUCUGAAAAUGCUCCAGAUACGUCACAGGCUGUCAAAGAUGCGGCAAGAACUGGAGAAAUGUGUCACGCGAGUGACGUCAAAGAGAAGCACGAUGUAUCGCAACUUAGCAAGACACUAGAUAACAUUGUGAAGAAUUAUACGAACUUGCAGCAGAAGGGAAAGGAAAAGAUGAAGGAUACGUCGAAAGGAGCUGCGAAACUGCAGCCUGUACCCAUACCAAGAGUUGCAAAACUAGGGAAACCACCAGCGACUAGAGCUGAAGCUCCUAAGGCAAAAUCUGCCACACCGUCAUUGCAAUCUAGUCAUAUGCCAUAUUACAAGAUGUUGGUAAAAAAUAAGCCAUUUUCCGUUAAAACUAAUGUAAAAAAUCCACAUGUCAAAGAUGAACCGGAACUAUUGGAAGAAUUCUUGCAUCUCAUAUUGCCUUGGCACAAAAAUUAUCGUACUGAGGAGUUUGAAUCUGGGCGACAUUAUGUUGGGCAAUCGUUGGAACAUCCGAAAUGUAAUUCCAUCGUGUGCAUCGCUGACAAACUGAAGAAGCUCGAGCAGCAGAAGAUUAGCGCAGAUAUAAAUCACUUGUCACCUUUAGAAAAGACUAUUUUAAAUGGAAAGAUCUCAACAGCACUGGAUUUUAAGUUGGAUGAAGCGAUUUACAAAGACUUGGUGAACUUGUCCUUGGAUGAGGAAAUGUUUCCACGCGCUGUUACAAGAACCAAGGAUCCCGAACCACGACAAAAGGAUAUUAUGCCAAAACUUUCAGACUUCUUUAUUCCUGAAGCAAUGAAGGAGCAGUGCGAGGCCGUACAUGUGAAACCGCGUCCACCGAAAAUCGAUGAGAAUUGGAACGCUUUUCGAAUUAGCGCGAAGAUACUUGAAUGGAGAUACAAUUUGGAUGAUCUAGAUGAAGUAGCGUAGUUAUUAAAUUAUGUGAGUAAUGUGCAGCAACAGAAUUAUUUAGGAUGGCGUAUAAAUACAGUUGUUCUUAGCACUACGGUGCAAUUUCUAUUUUUGAUACAUUGUAACAUAUAAAAAUAAAUUAUUUUUGGCUAGCAA
This is a messenger RNA of Ooceraea biroi (clonal raider ant), 1821 nucleotides long. RefSeq lists its product as uncharacterized. NCBI's taxonomy places the organism in Eukaryota, Metazoa, Arthropoda, Insecta, Hymenoptera, Formicidae. The record is from RefSeq and is a predicted model, not a curated record.